AUGACCAUGAAACCGGCCAAGUUGGUGCUGCAGGACGGCACCUCCUUCGAUGGCUUCGCUUUUGGAGCAGACGUGUCCAUGGCUGGCGAGGUCGUCUUCCAAACGGGCAUGGUCGGCUACCCGGAAUCCCUCACCGAUCCCUCGUACGAACGCCAGCUGCUUUGUUUGACCUACCCCAUGAUUGGCAACUAUGGCGUGCCUCCCAGCGACACCACGGACACCUUUGGCUUGCCCGCGUUUAUGGAGUCGAACAAGGUGCAUGUUGCAGGCCUGAUCGUCGCAAACCUCUCCGAGAACCACAGCCACUGGCAGGCUGCGCAGUCGCUGUCAGACUGGUUGGCAUCGCAGGGUGUCCCCGGCAUCACUGGCAUUGACACGCGCGCGCUCACCAAGAAACUUCGCUCCGCUGGCAGCAUGCUUGGCAAGAUUGUUGCUGGCGACACUGAUCCCGACUCCCUGGCCUUUGUCGACCCCAACAAGGACAACCUCGUCGCCGCUGUCUCGAUCAAGGAGCCGCGCGUGUUCAACCCGGAUGGCGACGUGACGGUUGUCGCUGUUGACGUCGGCCUCAAGAACAACCAGAUCCGCUGCCUUGCAUCCCGUGGUGCCCGCGUCAAGCUGGUGCCGUACGAUUAUGACUUCAGCCAAGAUGACGAUUGCGACGGCGUCUUCCUCAGCAACGGCCCGGGCGACCCGCAGAUGUGCACGCCUGCGAUUGAAUCGCUCAAGAAGCUGAUCACUCGUCCCAAUAACGUCAAGCCUGUCUUUGGCAUCUGCCUCGGUCACCAACUCCUCUCCAUUGCUGCCGGGCUCAAGACCUACAAGAUGACCUUUGGCAACCGCGGCCACAACCAGCCCUGCACGCACAAGCACACCGGCAUGUGCUUCAUCACCAGCCAGAACCACGGUUUCGCUGUCGACGACUCGGAUCUGCCUGAGGACUGGGAUGUGCUAUUCACCAACGAGAACGACAAGACGAACGAAGGUGUUGUGCACACUUCCAAGCCGUUCUUCUCCGUGCAGUUCCACCCAGAGGCCUGUGCUGGUCCGCAGGACUUGGAGGUGCUGUUUGACGUGUUUGUCAAGGCGUGCCGCGACAAGAAGACAACAACGCUCCUGCCAGACAUUUCGUCCACCCUCCGUCAGCGCGUGUCUGCGCCAUAUGACGCAAGCGCGUUUGUGCGCCCGACGAAAGUGCUUGUCCUCGGCUCCGGUGGUCUCUCCAUUGGCCAGGCCGGCGAAUUCGACUAUUCAGGGUCCCAGGCAAUCAAAGCCCUCAAGGAAGAGAACAUCCAGACUGUUCUCAUCAAUGCCAACAUCGCCACUGUGCAGACCAUGAAGGGGCUGGCGGACAAGGUGUACUUCCUGCCGGUUACGCCCGAGUACGUCGAGAAGGUUCUUGAGUAUGAGCGCCCCGAUGGUGUGCUGCUUGCCUUUGGCGGACAGACGGCCCUCAACUGCGGGGUCAAGCUCUGGGAAGCCGGCAUCUUCGACAAGUACAACGUCAAGGUGUACGGCACGCCCGUGCAAGCGAUUGUGGACACUGAGGACCGGGAGAUCUUCUCGCGCAAGUUGGCUGAGAUCAGCGAGAUGUGCUGCCCAAACAUCGCCUGCACCACUGUGGAGCAGGUUCUUCAGGCUGCGGAGAAGAUUGGCUUCCCCGUGAUGAUGCGGUCGUCGUUUGCGCUUGGCGGGCUCGGCUCUGGUGUCAUCUACGCCAUGGACGAGCUGAAGGAGAAGGCCCGGGUCGCCCUCGCCAACUCAACGCAGGUGAUGCUUGAGCGGUCGCUUGAAGGAUGGAAGGAGAUUGAGUACGAGGUCGUGCGCGAUUGCGAGGACAACACCAUCACCGUCUGCAACAUGGAGAACUUCGACCCUCUCGGGAUCCACACGGGCGAGUCCAUCGUCAUUGCACCGUCGCAGACGCUCAACAACGACGAGUACAACAUGCUCCGCUCAGUUGCGUGCAAGGUGGUGCGACACAUUGGCAUUGUUGGCGAAUGCAACAUCCAAUAUGCGCUCAACCCACACUCGCGCGAGUACUACAUUGUUGAGGUGAACGCACGCCUGUCACGCUCGUCGGCGCUUGCCAGCAAGGCAACAGGAUACCCACUCGCAUAUGUCGCCGCAAAGCUUGCCCUUGGCCACACGCUGCCCGAGCUGCGCAACUCUGUGACGCGCGAGACCACGGCCUGCUUCGAACCGUCGCUCGACUACUGCGUUGUCAAGGUUCCGCGGUGGGAUCUGGGCAAAUUCCCAACUGUCGACAAGCGGCUUGGCACAAGCAUGAAGUCUGUUGGUGAAGUCAUGGCAAUUGGCCGCACAUUUGAGGAGGCGUUCCAGAAAGCCCUCCGCAUGGUGGACAUGGGCCACGUUGGCUUUGAUCACACCGUCCACACCGAGGUGGCUGAGAAGCAGCUUCGCUUCGCCUCUGAGGAGCGCCCGCUCGUCAUUGCCGCCGCACUCGCUGCCGGAUACACCGUCGACAAGCUGUAUGAGCUGACGAACAUUGACCGGUGGUUCCUGCACCGCUUGAACAACAUCGUGCAGCACGCGCUCACCGUCCAGCAGCACGACAUGGCCUCGCUCCCCGUCACCGCUCUGCGCCGCGCAAAGGAGCUUGGCUUCUCGGAUAAGCACAUUGCCAAGCUGGUGAACGGCAAUGAAGUUGGUGUGCGCCAGAUCCGAAAGACGCACGGCGUUCUUCCGUGGGUGAAGCAGAUUGACACCGUGGCUGCCGAGUAUCCAGCAUUCACCAACUACCUCUACCACACGUACAACGGCUCCAGCCACGACGUUGAGUUUGAGGGCGACUUCACCAUGGUCCUCGGCUCUGGUGUCUACCGCAUUGGCAGCAGCGUGGAGUUUGACUACUGUGCUGUCGGGUGUGUGCGGGAGCUGCGCCGGCUUGGACGCAAGACAAUUAUGGUCAACUACAACCCAGAGACCGUCUCCACAGACUACGACGAGUGCGACCGCCUGUACUUUGAGGAGCUCACGUUCGAGACGGUGAUGGACAUUUAUGACCAGGAGGAUGCGCGCGGUAUUGUGCUUGCGAUGGGUGGGCAGAUUCCAAACAACAUUGCCGACGCCCUGCACCGCGCACAGGCUCGCAUUUUCGGCACCUCCCCCGAGAUGAUUGACAACGCGGAGAACAGGUACAAGUUCUCCCGCAUGUGCGACACGAUUGGCGUUGACCAGCCCCGCUGGAAGGAGCUCUCAAGCAUUGAGUCUGCAAAGCAGUUCGCACAAGAGGUUGGCUACCCGUGCCUGAUGCGCCCGUCCUACAUUCUCAGCGGCACGGCCAUGCGUGUUGCGCACAGCCCGGCCGAUCUCGAGCAGGACUUCAAGAACGCCGUCGUCGUCUCCCGCGACUACCCUGUCGUGCUCACAAAGUUCAUUCUCGAUGCAAAGGAGAUUGAGAUCGACGCCAUUGCUGACCGCGGCAAGGUUCUGAUUGCGCUGCUCUCUGAGCACGUGGAGAACGCAGGCGUGCACUCUGGCGAUGCGACCAUCGUCCACCCGCCACAGGACCUCACAGAGAAGACCAUGAACGGCUGCCGCGAGAUUGCUGCCAAGAUUGCUGCUGCCCUCCACAUCACUGGGCCCUUCAACAUCCAAUUCAUCGCAAAGGAUGACCGCCUGAAAGUGAUUGAGACGAACGUGCGCGCAUCGCGUUCCCUUCCCUUUGUCUCCAAGACAGCAGGCAUCGAUCUCAUCUCCCUCGCUACCAAGGUGAUGGUUGGUGAGCGCGUGUAUGUCCCCGAAAUUCCUGAGAUUGGUCACGUUGGCGUGAAGGUGCCCCAGUUCUCCUUCAACCGUUUGCCAAGCGCCGAUCCCACGCUCGGUGUCGACAUGAUCUCGACUGGGGAGGUUGCAUGCUUUGGCGCCACGCGGGAGGAAGCGUACGUGAAGGCCAUGGUAGCCACCAGCUUCAUGAUCCCAAAGCCAAACGGCAACGUGCUGCUGAGCAUUGGCGGUUAUGACGGCAAGAAAGAGUUUCUUCCCUCCGCCAAAGCCCUGCUGGAUCUCGGCUUCAAGCUCUUUGGCAGCAUGGGCACCGCUGACUACUACCUGACGUUUGGGGUCGACAUCACGCCCGUGAACUGGCUGGCGGACAGCGAGGAUGUUGACAGCAUCAAGGACGACCUGAUUGCCGGCAAAUACGACCUCAUCAUCAACCUCCCCAUGCGCAACAAAUACAGGCGCCCUGCCUCCUUUACCACCGCCGGCUACGAAGCACGACGCAUGGCCGUUGAGCAGAAGGUGCCGCUCAUCACGAACAUCAAGUGCGCCAAGCUGUUUGUGGAGGCACUGCGCACGUGCGAUGUGUCUCCACACGCGGCACGUGUUGACUGCCAGGCGUCCCAUCCCACCCUGUGUCUGCCGGCGCCCAUCGACUGCAGCAUCGACCUGGACGAAAUCACGCCAGAGGGUCAGUCAGCAUCGCAUGCAGCGCUCGCAGGCGGCGCACCAACGGUCCUCAUCGCAUGCGAGGCAACAGCAGUCUUCAAGACACGCGCAGAUAUUGCCCGUGCCAAGGCUGUCCUUGAAGAGCACCUGGCGUGCGACUUUGGCCUGCUGCUGCACGCCCCACCGCCCGGGGCCGACCUCGCUUUGCUUGAGCGCGCACAUGGCGCCGCGGGCCUCAUCAUCGACUUUGCAACAGUGCACAAGGACCUGCCUGUGUCACACCUCCACGCUGUGAUGGACGCCUUCCCUGCCGACCGCCCCAUUGUCGUGCGGGCAACAGGACACGAGCUUGCCUCCGCGCUGCUGUUUGCGACGAUGCUUGGCCGCCGCGUCCACUUUGACCGCGUGCAGACGCCUGCGGAUGUUGCUGCUGUGGCGCUCGCCCGUGACCAGGGGUACCCCGUGUCGUGCGGGGCUGCGCUGCUUGACCUCUUCCCGCCCGCGCCGAAGCAGGACACCAGCGAUCUGCCACCGCUCUGGGAUGAGAUUGACGCAAUCGAUGUUAUCUCCUCUGGCCACGGAGCGGUGCUCAGCAGUGGGCGCGUGUCGUGCGCGUCGGCGCUGCUCCCGCUUGUGCUGACGGCACUCAGCAACGGCCAGCUCAGCGAGGAAGAUGUUCGCGCGAAACUGCACACCAACCCCACACGCAUCUUUGCCAUCGACGUCAACGAAGACACCAUUGUUGAGGCUGUUGCAAAGGAGGGCUGCAUGUUGCCAAAGGAGGCGGCAGGCGAAUACGCGCCAUUCCACCAGGCCGAAGUUUCGGGCUGCGUGUCGCGCGUGAUGCUGCACGGAUGCGUCGCUUACAUUGACGGCAAAUUCGCCGACAACCUCGCCACCGUCGCGGGUCCAAUCGAGGUGCAUGACGUCCCUGCGACGCGUCCCGAGCCACCCGUCACCGCUGCCGCUACUGUUGUGCGGGCAUCAGAUGUGCGGGCGCCGUCACGCGAGCGAGAGCGGAUUGGUCGCAAGCGCACCAUCAGCACGCGCUCUUCCACGCGCGAACUCAGACCGGUACGCGCGCGUGUCGUGCCUGCCGCUACUGCCACCAGCGCUUUGCGUGGCGUGAGCGUGCCGCCAGCUGUGCACACCGCCGAGGAUGUUUCUCUCCGCACCCGCCAGUCUGUGGCGUUUGCCAACCGAGCACGCUGCAUCCUCUCCGUGUCGCAGUUCACGAAGCGACAGCUGCACGAGAUCUUCAACCUGGCACACGAAUGUCUCUCGUCUGGACCGAGCGAUGUCCUCAAGGGCAAGGUGCUGGCGAACAUCUUCUACGAGCCAAGCACGCGCACGUCAUGUUCGUUUGCUGCGGCCAUGCAGCGGCUUGGCGGCAGUGUCGUCUCCAUCUCAGAUGUAUCAACGUCUUCGGUGACAAAGGGCGAGACGUUGACCGACACCGUUCGCACGCUCGAGUGCUAUGCCGAUGCUGUUGUGCUUCGCCACCCACGCGAGGGCUGCAUGGAGGAAGCUGCUAGCGUGAUGCGCAAACCGCUCAUCAACGCCGGCGAUGGCACGGGCGAACACCCGACGCAGGCGCUGCUGGAUGUGUUUACCAUUCGCGAGGAGCUUGGCACCGUCAACGACCUCAACAUCACCCUGUUGGGUGAUCUGAAACACGGUCGCACGGUGCACUCGCUUGCCCGUCUCCUCAGCCACUACCGUGUCGCCAUCAGAUAUGUCGCCCCAGACUCCCUCCAGAUUCCGGACAAAGUGUACGAUGCUGUUGGGGCUGCAGGCAUUGAGCAGUCGAAGCACGCCCACCUCGACGACGUCAUUGCUGACACAGAUGUCCUGUAUGUCACGCGCGUGCAGAAGGAGCGCUUCGAAACAGAGGCCGCGUACGAGCAUGUGCGCGGGUCGUACCAGGUGACGGCAGCGCUCAUGACCAGGGCGAAGGAGCGCAUGAUUGUGAUGCACCCGCUGCCACGCGUGGACGAGAUCAGCCCAGAUGUCGACACAGACAAGCGCGCCGCGUACUUCCGGCAGAUGGAGUACGGCGUGCACGUGCGCAUGGCUCUCCUGCGUCUUCUUCUCGAGCAGCAGUGA
Molecule: messenger RNA, 6519 nt
Organism: Salpingoeca rosetta
Lineage: Eukaryota; Choanoflagellata; Craspedida; Salpingoecidae
Product: carbamoylphosphate synthase
Exons: 49
Coding region: 1-6519 (2172 amino acids)
Biological process (GO): 'de novo' pyrimidine nucleobase biosynthetic process; UTP biosynthetic process; L-citrulline biosynthetic process
Cellular component (GO): cytoplasm; cytosol
Molecular function (GO): carbamoyl-phosphate synthase (glutamine-hydrolyzing) activity; metal ion binding; ATP binding
Source: RefSeq, a predicted model, not a curated record